AUGGCACAUACUUGUAGCAAUUUUUUGGUGAAAUGGCUAGUAACAGCAUUGCUCAUUGCCUUGUUGAGUGGUGCCAAAGGUGCUGCUAUAUGUAAUAUAGAGUCAACUAAGUUAAGCUUAUGUUAUGCAGCAGUUACUGGGAAAUACCCUCCAAAACCCACUGAAAAGUGCUGUGCAGUUAUUAGACAUGCCAAUUUGCCUUGCCUUUGCAGAUACAAGUCUGUCUUACCUGCUGUUGGAAUCAAUCCCACAAAUGCUUUGGCCUUGCCCAGUAGAUGUGGUCUGAAGAAAACACCACCUGAAUGUAGAGUGACUUGA
Messenger RNA from Abrus precatorius (Indian licorice), 318 nucleotides. RefSeq names its product putative lipid-transfer protein DIR1. Gene Ontology annotation, molecular function: fatty acid binding. Gene Ontology annotation, biological process: systemic acquired resistance. Bases 1 to 318 code for a protein of 105 amino acids. The transcript is spliced from 2 exons. The record is from RefSeq and is a predicted model, not a curated record. Lineage: Eukaryota; Viridiplantae; Streptophyta; Magnoliopsida; Fabales; Fabaceae.